GAGAAGGAAGGAGGACACAAGCACGUUGCAUAACUGAUCUGUGCAUGUCAAACAGGUCCAUGUAAACACUGAAUGUGGAUACAAACAACAAUCUGAUUUGGAGAUAAUCAGGUACAAUGGGAAGAGGAAGUUCUGGACUUCUUUAAAGACUGGUUCAGCAGUCUAGAUCCAUGGCUUUACCGACGCUGUCGGCGCACUGGUCCGGUCGAGUGCGGGCUCUGGAGAGGCAGUUUGUGCGGCAGCGGGAGCAGGAGGCUCGUUGGAGGCAGCAGUGGGAGCUGCACUCUCAGUACUUCAGAGAGCAGGAGGUCCGCAGCAGCAAACAGGCGCAAUGGAGCUCACGGCAAUCCUUCCAGCGCAGUAUGUCAGCAUUUCAACGGGAAAGGAUGAAAGAGGAGAAGCAGCGGAAUCUGGAGGAGCGCAAGGAGCGUCUGAGGAUGAUGCUCCAGGAGGAGAGAGACCAGCUGGAGGCCGAGCUCAGAACUGUUCUCCCAGACAGGGCCACGCUGACCAGACAGCUGGUGGAAAAAACAGACACCCUCCGCUCUGCCAGGGAAGAGAGGAGGAAAAAUCUGGCACAGGAAUUACUGAAGGAGCACUGGAAGCAGAACAACUCAGAACUGCGGAAGGUUGAGUCAGGAUUGCACAAAGAUCACGUUGUGAGCCAGUGGCAGGUUCAACAGCAGGAGAAAAAACAGGCUGAAGAGAGAGCUCAGGAGGACAAACGGCGUGUUGAGAAUGAGUAUGAGAGGGCCAGACAGGAAGCUCUGGAAAGAAUGAAGAAAGAACAGGAGAAAAGAAGACAGGAGGAAAUGAAGAGAGCGGAGGAUCUCCGUAAGCAGAUGGAAGAGCUUAAACUACGAGAACAGGAAGCUGAGCAUCUUAAGCAGGAACAGGAUGCUCUGAUGUCACAGUGCUGGGAGCUCGAGAAACUGGAGGAUGAGAGGAGGAGGAUGGAAGAGACCAGGAGGAAAACUGAGUUUGGGCAUUUCCUGACUCGGCAGUACCGGGCUCAGCUAAAAAGAAGAGCACAGCAGGUGCAGGAGGAGUUGGAGGCAGACCGUAAGCUCCUGGCUGCACUGCUGGAGGGGGAGAUGGAGGAGCAGAGUCUGGAGAAAGCCAGGAGAAAAAGAGCGGUAGCGGACGCUGCCUGGAUGAAGAGAGUCAUAGAAGAGCAGCUCCUGCUUGAGAGGGAGAGGGAGGCCGAGUUUGAUAUUUUAUAUCGGGAGGAAGCUCAGCGUGUUUGGGAGAAGAGAGAGGCAGAGUGGGAGAAAGAGAGGAGAGCCAGAGAGAGACUCAUGCGGGAGGUCCUGACGGGACGUCAGCAACAAUUGGAAGAACGUAUGCUGGAGAACAGGCUGGCGAGGGAGGAGUCUCUGAGGAGGAGAGAGGAGCUCAUCCAACAGCUGGAGCAAGACAGACUCACCCUACGCCAGGAGAGGGAGGAGCAGGAGGGAGCCCGCACAACACGCAUGCACGACAUCGAUGCACAUGUGGAGCAGAGGCGCAAGGAACAGUGGGAGGAGCAACAAAGACGUGAGCAGGAAGAAGCACAGGAAAGGGAGGAGCUUAGGCUGCAGGAGAAGGAGCUUCAGCUUGAGACACAGAGAAUUAUUCAACAGGGUUACCAGGAGAGAAUUCACGGCAGACCACGGUCAGCAUGGACAUAAAAGCGCUUUACAGAGGAAGUUCAAUCUUUAUGCCACUUCCCCUACUAGAUGCUUGGAGUAUCUUCGAGCACUGUUUUUGAUUCAUAAUCAGGGAUAUCUAUGUCCAUGGUGACUUUAUAUCCUGGUUUAGAGCCAGUUCUCCUGUUAGAGAUGCUUUUAAUAUUAAUGGAUCAUAAAUUGUUUAUGGUCAUUUAUGAUUUACAUUAUGUCUGUAAUAAAAUAGUUAUGUGGGAA
This is a messenger RNA of Myxocyprinus asiaticus (Chinese sucker), 1904 nucleotides long. Its product is annotated as trichoplein keratin filament-binding protein-like. The transcript is spliced from 13 exons. Gene Ontology annotation, biological process: apoptotic process. Lineage: Eukaryota; Metazoa; Chordata; Actinopteri; Cypriniformes; Catostomidae. The coding region runs from base 171 to 1670 and encodes 499 amino acids. Gene Ontology annotation, cellular component: keratin filament. The record is from RefSeq and is a predicted model, not a curated record.